Scaptodrosophila lebanonensis is the source of this 624-nucleotide messenger RNA. Its product is annotated as UPF0746 protein DDB_G0281095-like. Lineage: Eukaryota; Metazoa; Arthropoda; Insecta; Diptera; Drosophilidae. The coding region runs from base 1 to 624 and encodes 207 amino acids. The transcript has 2 exons. The record is from RefSeq and is a predicted model, not a curated record.
AUGGACGCGAUAAAGGGCUAUAAGGAUCUAGAAGAGUGGUGCAGGCUGCAGGAACAGAUGGCAUUCGACCGGGACCCCCGGAACUGCCAGUUUCGGGCGCCCGCAAGCUCACCAACGCCGGCAGACAACCGACGUCGCCGCCGUGGGCACCGGGGGGGCCGUCGAGUGAGAGAGCGACGCCAACGGAUGCAGCAGGCACAACUAGAUGAACAGCAGCGAGAGCAACGCCAACGGGCACAACAGGCGCGUCUGGAAGAGCAGCAGCGCGUUGAGAGGCUGCGGCGUCGGGAACAGCGACAACGCGAGCAGCGCGAGGAGCAGCAGCGGGUGGAAGUAGCCCUGCGAGUUGUGGAGGCGCGUCUGAUAUACGCCAGAUGCUUGCAGGAGCUGAAACGGCUGCAUGCAGUGGGGCCGCAGGUGGUACAGCCGCAUGUCUAUUGGCUAGUGUUCAUGGCGUGGGGCCGAGAGCCCGAUGGCACAGCGAGCGAGCAGCCGAUGGUGGUGCUGGAGAGGUCAGAUUCGAGUGCAUUCGAUGCGGUGCGCGGUUCCAGAAUCGAGCACCAAGCUAACAAUAUCAAUGCCUUGAUGGGGCCUCACGAUAUUGUGCCGCCGCUAAAUGAAUAA